This is a messenger RNA of Solanum dulcamara, 3229 nucleotides long. Its product is annotated as pentatricopeptide repeat-containing protein At1g43980, mitochondrial. Bases 173 to 2089 code for a protein of 638 amino acids. Lineage: Eukaryota; Viridiplantae; Streptophyta; Magnoliopsida; Solanales; Solanaceae. Gene Ontology annotation, molecular function: protein binding; RNA binding. The record is from RefSeq and is a predicted model, not a curated record. Gene Ontology annotation, biological process: RNA modification. The transcript is spliced from 2 exons.
UUCACCAAAAUGGAGGGAAGGUUUACUGUUUCUCUUUGGCCGUAUGAAUUUCUAAACUUGUUGAACAUGAAGCAAGAGUCUGACCAAGAAUGAGUCGAUACACUCGACGGGAUUUGUGGGCAUUGUCAAAUUUGCUUUACCUUUCAGUACUUGUACAUCCACUUGUAUUUGUAUGUACCCUUUUGUACAAAGAGCUUACAGAUACCACACACAUUCACUUUCACUCUAUUCUCGCCUCAUAAACCACUGCCUUUCAUUCACUUCUUUGCAAUUACUUCAUGGGAAAUUGAUUAAACUUGGUAUUAACAAGAAUACUUUUCUGGGUAAUUGUUGCCUUGACUUGUAUAGCAAGUUUGGUGUAAAAAUUGAUGCUUUAAAAGUAUUUGAUGAAAUACCCUGCAAGAAUAUUGUGUCAUGGAAUAUAUGGUUAAAAGUGCAUGUUCAGUCGGGUGAUGUUAGUAGUGCACGCCAAUUGUUUGAUGAAAUGCCUGAGAGGGAUGUUGUGAGUUGGAAUUCCAUGAUUUCGGGGUAUGCUUCAUAUGGGUUGUUUGAGAAUGCUUUGGGUGUUUUCUUGGAAAUGCAAAAGUAUAGUAUUAGGCCUAGUGGAUAUACUUUCUCGAUAUUGGUUUCGUAUGUAGAGUUUGCUUUCCAUGGCAAGGAAAUACAUGGAAAUAUGCUAAGGAAUGGUGUGGAUUUGUCUAAUGUGGUGGUUGGGAAUUCACUGAUUGAUAUGUAUGGAAAGCUUGGGCUAGUGGACUAUGCUACAUGUGUCUUUUUAGCCAUGGAGACAAUGGAUGUUAUUUCAUGGAACUCAUUGAUUUCGGGAUGUUGUAAAUCAGGGUAUGUAGAUACAGCCCUGUCUUAUUUCUCUUUGAUGAGGACUUGCAAAUAUUCACCGGAUGAGUUCACAAUGUCAUCAGUGCUUAUUGGCUGUUCUAACUUGCGCAGUUUGGAGAAGGGUAAGCAAAUCUUAUGUCUUUGCAUAAAGAUGGGUUUUUUGUGCAACACGAUUGUUUCAAGUGCAGCAAUUGACUUGUUUUCUAACUGCAACAGAAUUGAGGAUUCAGCUCGCAUAUUCAAGGAUUCAAAUGUUUGGGAUAUAGCUCUAUGCAAUUCGAUGAUUUCGAGCUAUGCACUGAACAGUUUAGAAGAAAACGCCUUGCCUCUAUUUGUCCUAACUUUAAGGAAAAAUAUUAGACCUACUGAGUUUACACUCAGCUGCAUUCUUAGCUGUGUUACAACCUUCCCUGUGGAUCUGGGGAUUCAAGCUCAUUCUUUGGUCAUCAAGUUAGGCUUUGUAUCAGAUCCUGUUGUUUCCACUUCACUUGUAGAUAUGUACUGUAAAUACGGAUUGAUUGAUUCCGCCUCAAAUAUUUUCAAUGACCUACUGACAAGAGAUUUGAUAUCGUGGAACACCAUGAUCUUUGGGCUGGCUAUCAAUGGUGAACCUACCAAAUCACUCGGCCUUUAUUAUGAACUACUUGAAGUCGGUGGUCAGCCAGAUCGAAUAACAUUGACUGCGCUUCUUUUAGCUUGCAGCUAUGGUGGGUUUGUGGAUGAAGGUAUAGCUAUAUUUUCUUCAAUGGAAGAUGUAUAUGGAGUUAGACCUGGCAUUGAGCACUACACUUGUGUUGUGGGCAUGAUGAUUAGGUCUGGUAAACUUAAAGAAGCUGGAGAUAUAUUACAAAAUAUGCCUCGUGAGCCCAACAGUGAAAUAUGGGAAUCAAUACUUCUUGCUUGUGAUAUUUAUGGGGACUUGAAAGAAACGGAAAAGGUUGCAGGGAAGAUAAUGGAGUUAGCACCAGAAUCAUCUCUUCCUUAUUUGGUGCUAGCGCAAGUAUACGAGUCCAGGGGAAGAUGGGAGAGCCUUGUUCGGGUCAGAAAGGAGAUGAAAGAGAGAAUAGAAAAUAAAGUAGCUAGUUACAGUUGGAUUAGUGUAUGCAACUGUGUAAUUAUGUUCCAAGCAGACCAAUUUCUUAGUUGUGGCAGUAAGGACAUAGGCAUUUAUUCAACGUUGAGGCUAUUGACAGAGGAUACAUGGGAUAAAGGUUUAUGUCUAUCAGUUGGAACUGGGAGUAAUAGCUGCUAAACAGAUGAGUAUAGUGCACAGAUAGAAAAGCAAAAUUUAAAAUUGAUUCUUAAACAAUGGGCAAAGCUUCAAGUUUGUUUUUGCUAUUGAUGUGGAUUUGCUUUAAGUGGCAUUCAAGGUCUGAAUUUGAUUCAUUGCAUCAAAAAGGAUAAAAGCUUUUCCAAAGUUCAAAAUUUCCACAUGCAUAUGAUGGAGAACCAGUAAGGGGAAAAAGGAUACUCGCCUUGUUUCAGGAUGCAGAAUUGGAGCCAUCCAUAGAACUCAGACUGUUGCAUCUGACAAAAACCUAUAUUUUGAAACUUAAGAUGCCUAGCUGUUUUAUUUUGGCCCAUUAGACUUCAUCAAUAUGAGAUAAUUCUUUCAGCUAGAGUAGUAAUUUUAUACGUCUUAAUCAAGACACAAACAUCUUUAGAGAACGAUGAUUGUCCCGUUGCGGAUAUCACUCAUAUAACCGGUCCAUGUCUUGGAUGCCUCAUCGUAGAGUUUGAAGGCUGAGAGAUGCUGAGUUUGACAGGAAGAUUAAAAGGUACAGAAAAUUUCCGGUUCUCCAUGUAAUUGCUAAAAGGAUCUGGAUAAAUCCUGCUUAUUAUUUAGGUAGCUUCUUCUUCUUCUUCUUCUUCUUCUUCUUCUUCUUCUUAAGUUUGUUAUACUCCUAUCUCUGAUGAAGUUGUUUAUGACCUGAAAGAUCUACUUCGAUGGACAUGAAAAAAGGGCAUAAAAGUGGUGAAAUAUAGUUGUUGUACUUGUCGUCCACCUCUUGGAAUAAGUUGUCUUAUUAAAUACAGUUUCGUUUAAACUUACUUUUGGCUAGAAAUUAUGCCUCUUAUGUAGAUGUAAUGUGAAAUCUAUAGAACUCUAUGUUGUAAAGGGACCAGAAAACCGUUGAUAAUAUGGAAGAAAGGCUAGAGCAGGACAGUUGAGACCUUCAGAGAACCUGUGCAACUCUUUUUUGAACCCUUAAAAGUUCAAUGUCUCUUUGUACUUUUCUGUUGUCCAUGCAUUAAUCGAAGUACUAUAUUUUUCGUUUGAAAAUAUCAUAUGAUUCUUGCUUAACGUACAAUAAUUUUACAUUGAACUAGAUAGGAAUACUCUUCAUCUUUGUAAUACUUAAAUUUAGAUGGUUAGAUUAUUCUAAAGCUU